Messenger RNA from Vitis vinifera (wine grape), 2035 nucleotides. Its product is annotated as putative inactive G-type lectin S-receptor-like serine/threonine-protein kinase SRK. Gene Ontology annotation, biological process: recognition of pollen. Bases 142 to 975 code for a protein of 277 amino acids. The record is from RefSeq and is a predicted model, not a curated record. Lineage: Eukaryota; Viridiplantae; Streptophyta; Magnoliopsida; Vitales; Vitaceae. The transcript is spliced from 3 exons.
ACUUGGAGAUUAGAUAUUCCCAGGCUGCCUCAACUGGCUGUUGGCAUGGGAUCAGUCAAAAAGUACCGCACAGGGCCAUGGAAUGGAGUUUGAUUUAAUGGUGUACCAGUGUUUCCCAAUGAGGAGGUCUAUUUACCAUUAAUGAUUUUUAAUGAGGAGAAUGUAUAUAACUUGUCUCAGGCUGGCAGCUACUCUGCUACUCUGAGAGUCACCAUCAAUCAUUUAGGCUUGCUGCAAUGGAAUACAUUGAAUGAAAGCAAUGACGAGUGGACUACUAUGUACACAGUACCAUAUGACCCAUGUGACAACUAUGGACAGUGUCGUGCUAAUGGCAUUUGCAGGCUUUCCAGCAUGCCAGUCUGUGAGAGUUUGAAGGGGUUCACCCCCAACUCAAAAGGAGAAUGGGAAAUGCUUGAUUGGUCUAGUGAAUGCGAAAGGGCAGGGUCCUUGGAUUGCAAGAGCAAAGAUGACCUUAUGAAGGUCUUAGGGGUGAAAUUGACUGACUUGUUGGAGUUUCGGUUGAACAAGAGUAUGAGCCUCAAGGAAUGUGAGGCAGAGUGCUUGAAGAACUGCUCCUGUGUGGCGUAUGCGAAUUCAAACAUUAAAGGUGGAAGCAGUGGUUGUUUGACCUGGUAUGGAGAUCUGAUUGAUAUUAGAGGGUUCACAGAUGGGAAAAGUGGGCAAGACCUUUAUACCAGAUGUCCAGCUGGGGAACUAGGGUCAAUCCAUGGUUCGCAUAAGAAGAAAAAACUGGUUGUUGUCCUAGUUGCAUUGACCAUUUCUGGAAUGCUAAUCUUGGGCUUGGUGUUCUGGUGCAUAAAAAGGAAAAAAAUUGAGAUUAAAACAGAAGAGCGUUAUUGCCAUGGAAAAAGCGCUUUGACAUUGUUAUGGGGAUCGUGCAAGGACUUGUUUAUCUCCACCAAGAUUCUAGACUUCAAAUCAUUCAUAGGGAUCUCAAGGCAAGCAAUAUACUGAUAGAUGAAAACCUGAACCCCAAAAUUUCAGACUAUGGCUUGGCAAUAAUUUUUGGAGGGGGAUGAAAUGGAAGCAAAAACAGAGUAAUUGGAACAUAGUAAGUUCUGUGCUUCUACUUUAGAAAUGAUGUGCUUUUCCUUGAAAUAACUUAUAUUUGAAAUCUUCAUGCAGUGGCUACACAUCCCCAGAGUAUGUGAUUGAUUGCAAAUUUUCUGUUAAAUUUGAUAUCUUUAGUUUUGGUGUGCUUCUGCUGGAGAUUGUGGCUGGUAUAAAGAACAGGGGGUUCUAUCAUUCAAACUACCACCAUAAUCUUCUGGGACAUGCAAGUAGAAAGAAUGAAAAUCCACCUCUGUCACACACACACAUCAAAGACGCAUGCCCUCUCUUGCUUUUCUGACAAAGUAUAUGGCUUCCAAUUGCUUUAGACAUGGUUGCUUUGGAAACAAGACAAGGCCUUGGAAGUAAUGGAUGCAUGUUUGGAGGACUCAUGUAUUGAAUCCCAGCUACUAAGAUGCAUACAAGUCGGUUUAUUAUGUGUUGAAAACCUCCCAGCAGAUAGACCAGCUAUGUCAUCUGUUUUUUUCACGUUGGGUAAUGAGGGAGCAACACUUCCUUAACCUAAACAUCCUGGUUUCUUCCCAGAAAUAAGUAAGAUCGAUAUAGAUGCAACAACAGGACGUGAAGAGUUACCUUCAGAAAAUGUAGUAACCAUCUCAGUGCCAGAAGGUAGAUAAAGGAUUCAAGCACUGUGUCAGCAUGUGCAGGGUGCAUCCAAGGUUUAAUUCAUGUAGGAUAUAGCACUAGGCUCUUCAAUGGAUGGACACCAAUUUCCUUAAGGUUGCAAAACUAGAUUACAGCUUGGCCCCAAGGAGGCCAAGGUGUUGGAUUUACUGCACUAGAACCAUAUCUGCUGAGCUUCAUAAUCCUCUAAAUGUAUGAAUAAAAUGUGCUAGAGCGUGUCCUCUAUGGCAGCUCAGGGCAGUGUGACUUGUAACUUAAAACUCACUAGUACAACUUUUGAAAUUCAUAUUUUCACAGGAUCAAGUUGGGUAUAUGCACA